AUGACUGCGAUAUCUGAAAUCCGAAAUGGAGGCAAUGGCAGUGACGAGAAAGUUGUCAGGCCAGAGUCAUUGGGGGACAACGCACACGAAGGGUUGAUCCCAGUCAGCGACAAUGCAGAUCAACUACAGCGCCAUCUGGGCAACCGCCAGAUUCAGCUCAUUGCCAUUGGUGGUACUAUCGGCACAGCGUUAUUCGUCAGCAUCGGAGGUGGACUCAUGGAAGGAGGUCCAGGCAGCCUACUUAUUGCCUUUACACUCUAUUCUUGCCUUCUCGGUCUGGUAAACAAUUGUCUUGCAGAAAUGGUAAUCUACAUGCCGGUAUCAGGCUCAUUUGUGCGAAUGGCUGGCAAAUGGGUGGACGAAGCAUUCGGGUUCAUGGCGGGUUGGAAUUUCUUCCUCUAUGAAGCUUGCUUGAUUCCAUACGAGAUAUCAGCGCUGAAUCUGCUUCUCACAUUUUGGAGGGAUGACAUCCCUGCAGCUGCAGUAUGUGCUGCGUGCAUCGUCCUCUACGGUCUCUUCAACGUUGUCGCUGUGAAAUAUUAUGGAGAAGCUGAGUUCUGGUUAUCAUCUGGAAAACUAUUACUACUCCUGAUGCUAUUCUGUUUCACUUUCAUUGUUAUGGUCGGUGGAAAUCCGCAGCACGAUGCGUUUGGAUUUCGAUAUUGGAAUAAUCCAGGAGCAUUUGCUGAGUAUGUGACCACAGGUCCUCUUGGCCGCUUUGAAGGGUUUCUCGGUGCGCUCUUUUCUGCAGCAUUCACUAUAGUCGGGCCGGAAUACCUAGGCAUGGUGGCUGGUGAGACGGAACGGCCCCGAACAUACCUUAAGCAGGGGUUCAAGACCAUGUACUGGCGCUUUGGAGCUUUCUUCAUUCUGGGUGCCCUCUGUGUUGGCAUCAUCCUGCCCUACAACGACCCUCAACUGGAAAAUGCUGGCACCGGAACCGCUGAUGGAAGUCCUUACGUCAUUGCUAUGCAGAACAUGGGCAUCAGCGUGUUUCCGCACAUCGUCAACGCCCUCAUGGUGACUAGCAUCUUCUCUGCUGGUAAUGCUUUCACAUAUUGCGCUAUGCGAUCGCUCUAUUCGAUGGCUUUGGAUGGACAUGCACCAAAAGUCUUCGCCAAAUGCAACAAGCAGGGCGUUCCAUAUUGGGCUUUUGUUUUUACCAUGUGCUUCCCUUGUCUGUCAUUCCUGCAAGUCUCAAAUGACACCGCACAAGUAGUUACAUGGUUGGCCAAUUUGACUGAGGCUGGCCAAAUUAUUGACUACAUUGUCAUGACGGUGACGUACAUCUUCUUCUAUCGGGCACUUCAAGCUCAAGGCAUUGAUCGGGAAACACUACCUUACGUGGGAUGGUGGCAACCGUGGUCUGCCUACAUCGGAACUGUAGGUAUGAUCAUUAUGGUCUGCAUAUACGGCUACACGACAUUUCUUCCAGGCUGGUGGGAUGUUGGCACCUUCUUCUCCUAUUAUUCGAUGGUUUUUGUGGCUUUUGUUACGUAUUUUGGGUGGAAGAUCUUCAAAAGGACCAAGAUUGUGACUGCAACACAAGCAGACCUUGUUUGGGAUAAGCCAAUCAUUGACGCCUAUGAGAACUCACUUCCGGACCCUCCUACCAGCUUCCGUGAAGAGCUUCUCAUUAUGGUGCGCUUGAGUAAGCGAAAACACAACGACGAAAAUAAUAAUUCAAUCUAG
This is a messenger RNA of Truncatella angustata, 1692 nucleotides long. Its product is annotated as AAT family amino acid transporter. Gene Ontology annotation, biological process: amino acid transmembrane transport. The transcript has 3 exons. NCBI's taxonomy places the organism in Eukaryota, Fungi, Ascomycota, Sordariomycetes, Amphisphaeriales, Sporocadaceae. Gene Ontology annotation, cellular component: membrane. The record is from RefSeq and is a predicted model, not a curated record. The coding region runs from base 1 to 1692 and encodes 563 amino acids. Gene Ontology annotation, molecular function: amino acid transmembrane transporter activity.